UCGAUAAAUAACAACGGCGGAAGCGCGGGGAUUCUAGUUACUACUCUUUCUCUCUCUCUUUCUUUUAUCACUCUUUCUCUCUCAACUAUAACUACCUCUAGUUUUCCAUCAUCAGAUCGAUCAACAAAACAACUCCCAACUCCAACUCCUAUCUCUCAAAUGCAUGUAAAAAAAUGAUUCUCAAAACUUCUCUCCGCCAUGACUAACUCCUUUCUUCCUCCUCUCAGCUUAUUCGUUUCCAGGAGAUGGGGAAAAAAGGGAGUGGCUGGUUCUCAUCAGUAAAGAGAGUGUUUCAAUCAUCUUCUAAUAAAGAAUUAUCAGGGAAAAAGAAAGAUAAUGUAGAUAAAUGGCAAUUACAAGAGGCCCCAGAGGUAGUGUCUUUUGAACAUUAUCCGGCAGGGAGUUCACCGGAUGUGACAAUUGAUGAGAGCACGGGAUCAACUCCGGUGACUAAUUCUGAAGAUAGAAAUCAUGCAAUUGCCGUUGCUGUAGCAACUGCUGCUGCAGCUGAAGCAGCUGUUGCCGCAGCUCAAGCAGCAGCCAAGGUUGUUCGAUUGGCUGGUUAUGGCCGCCACUCCAAGGAAGAACGCGCUGCAACUCUGAUUCAAUCUCAUUACAGAGGCUACCUUGCUCGGCGAGCUUUGCGAGCGUUAAAGGGAUUGGUGAGGCUACAGGCCUUAGUAAGAGGCCACAAUGUGCGAAAGCAAGCGCAAAUGACAAUGCGAUGCAUGCAAGCGCUGGUGCGAGUGCAGGCGAGAGUAAGAGCACGCAGGCUCCAAUUGUCUCACGAGAAGCAUCACAAGAAAGGGAAGACAGAAGACAAACAAGAAGAAGAUGAAGAAUUGAACAAGCCCAGGAGCCCGUUGAAGCAGUAUGGUGGCGGCCGCCAUCAAAAGUCUGAGAAACUCAGCGAAGAUGCUUCAAGAAAACAUGAUUCUUUGAUGAAAAGAGAGAGAGCCCUUGCUUAUGCUUAUGCCUAUCAGCAACAGCAGCAACAUCAGCAGCAACCCGUACAACCUGAGCACACAAAUGGCAAAGAUGCUGUUGAACUCUAUGGCCAGGAGCAUGAAAGAGCGCAGUGGGGAUGGAACUGGCUGGAGCGUUGGAUGUCGGCGCAGCCCUAUCACAGCCGUCACUUACCCCAACACGAAGCUUCAUACAUGACACUCACCAACACCUCCACAACCGACGACAUGUUAUCGGAGAAAACCCUUGAAAUCGACUCCAGCAACGCAACCGCCACCGCCAUACCUAUGCAGCUCGACCGCGACUUGCUAGACUCUAACUCUUACUCAACGCGCCAACUGCAGCAUAGACAGCCAAGCUACAUGGCGUCAACGCAGUCAGCGAAAGCGAAGUUGAGAAGUCAAAACAUUAACCAAGGGACUAUCAAACAAAGAAGUACUCCAAGUACACCACAAUGGAACACAUCAACAAAAAAAAGUACAUCAGUUUUUGGUUCAGGCUAUGAUUCUUCUAGCACUUCUGGUGGUGGAACAGCAAGUUAUCAAGCUCCAAGGAGUCCAAGCCAAGGUUACAGUAAUGGGAUCCGGGUACAAGUGAGGCGGGUUUCGGGUCUUAGCCCGGAUUAUUGUGGUGGGGCUGAAGAUUGGGGCAGGCUGCCUCUUAGUGGUGGUGGUGGAGGUGGUCAUGGUUGGAGGCAUGAUUUUGUUUGAUUGAAUUAAUUUUGAAUUUGUGUAAUAAUUUCUUAUAUAAUUAACGUGUAAUGUGAUGAAAUUGAAGUUGCAACAUGUUAAUUAAAACAUUUACUAUAUAUUUAAUUAUUGUAAGGUGAACAAAUUUUGAAUUUGUAAUAUAAUGUUUUGUUUGUGUGAUUAA
Messenger RNA from Pistacia vera, 1839 nucleotides. Its product is annotated as protein IQ-DOMAIN 1. The transcript has 5 exons. NCBI's taxonomy places the organism in Eukaryota, Viridiplantae, Streptophyta, Magnoliopsida, Sapindales, Anacardiaceae. The coding region runs from base 246 to 1676 and encodes 476 amino acids. The record is from RefSeq and is a predicted model, not a curated record. Gene Ontology annotation, molecular function: protein binding.